This is a messenger RNA of Pungitius pungitius (ninespine stickleback), 7298 nucleotides long. It is a transcript of the gene ric1, whose product is annotated as RIC1 homolog, RAB6A GEF complex partner 1. Lineage: Eukaryota; Metazoa; Chordata; Actinopteri; Perciformes; Gasterosteidae. Gene Ontology annotation, cellular component: cytosol; Ric1-Rgp1 guanyl-nucleotide exchange factor complex; Golgi membrane. The coding region runs from base 538 to 4887 and encodes 1449 amino acids. Gene Ontology annotation, biological process: intracellular protein transport; retrograde transport, endosome to Golgi. The transcript is spliced from 27 exons. Gene Ontology annotation, molecular function: protein binding. The record is from RefSeq and is a predicted model, not a curated record.
AACCCUACGCAAAACGUCUACGCGCUGGCCAAUCAGCUCAGAGUCCCACGGACUCUUGUAAAGAUGGCGACGGUGAUCAACAGAGGAGUAAAUGCUGGGCGCUUUACUGUUAUUAAACACCGCUGGUUCCGACAACGUACCAAUUGACCCAGCAGCGGGGAGCGACAUUAAUCCGACCCAUUUGUCAGCGGCACUCAGCUGUUCGGCGCUGUGUGCAGUCGCUGCGAGCCUGGUGGCUUUUGUUUUCGUGUUAUGGACUGCCGUUGCCUCGGUUAGCUCAUUAGCUCCAACUCCGAAAGCGACGGCUAGCUCAGGGGGUAACUAACGUUAGCUGAGUAGCGCCAUCGGCUGCCGGGGACUAACGUGGAUUGACAGACCCGACCCGUGUGAACACCGGGCUGCAUGUGCAUAAGUUUCGUUUUUUUUCUUCUUCUUUUUUAAUACAGAAAACAACGCACAUGACUCGUUUGGAAUACAAAUAAAUAAAAACACCGGGCGCCGAGGAUCCGGCAUUGCGACACCGCUCGUUGUGCCGUCAUGUAUUUUCUAACCGGCUGGCCCCGGCGGCUGCUUUGUCCGCUGAAGAGUCAGGAGGAGCCCUUCCACAUCCGACCCAGCUCCCAGAGGUUCUACUUCGCCGUGCUGUCAGAGACGCAGCUCAGCAUCUGGUUCAGCCGGCCCAGUGUUUUGAUAGUCAGCUACAUCGAGUCCGUGAAGGCGGCCGCCCAGUUUGGUGUCUACCAGAAGGCCGAAUGGAAACCAGAUGACUCUAUGAUCGCUGUGGCGACUGCCAAAGGCUACAUCCUCCUGUUUGACGUGUUGGGUGGAGGGGACGGCAAGUCCCUUUAUGAGCCGGUCUAUCCAAGAGGAAGUCCUCGUGUGAGGGUUACCCCGGGUUACAAGGAGGAGCAAUGUGCCCCGGCUUUGUCUUUGGAGAUGAAGAAGCCUGUGGAUCUGGAGGCCCCUAUAACCAGUCUGCAGUCCCUUCAGGAGGACCUGCUGGUCUGCACCGCGGACGGCUAUCUCCACGUGCUGCACUGGGACGGACUGGGCAGCAACGGCCGCAAGGCCGUUUGCCUCACCACGAUCCCCUUCUCGCUAGACCUGCAGUCUGCUCGAGGUGGUCCCUCUCUAGACCUGGAAGGAGUGCACAUCUGUUGUAUGGAGUAUUGUGUUACCCUGGACGGCUUUGCUGUGGUGCUUAGUGAUGGACGCCUGGGCUUUAUCACGCCGCUCGGCAACACCAUCACCACGGAUCAGCUGCAGGGCGUCUGGGCAGCAGAUGUGAAUGAUGGCACCUGUGUGGCUGUCAACAACAAGUACAGACUGAUGGCCUUUGGCUGUGCCAGCGGCUCAGUGCUGGUGUACAUGAUAGACAGCACAACAGGAUCCAUGCAGCUCUCUCACAAACUGGAGCUCACCCCGAAACACUUCCCAGACGUCUACAACAAGACGGGCCCGGUCAAGCUAAUCUGCUGGUCGCCUGACUACAGCGUUGCCAUGGUUACAUGGGAGUGUGGUGGCCUAUCGUUGUGGAGUGUCUUUGGAGCUCACCUCAUCUGCACACUGGGAGAGGACUUUGCGUAUCGUUCUGAUGGUACCAAGAAGGACCCGGUUAAAAUCAGCUCUAUGAGCUGGGGAGCAGAGGGCUACCACCUAUGGGUGCUCCCUAACAAACAGGAGAGGCAAGGGGAGGAGCAGCAGCAGCAGGAGGAGGAGGAAGAGAUGGCCUCACCUUCUCAGCCCUCCCUGCAGGCCGGCAUCCUGCAGUUCCAAUUCAUCAAGAGCGCCCUGACCGUCAACCCAUGCACGAGUAAUCAAGAGCAGGUGUUGCUCCAUGGUGAAGACCGCCUCUACCUGACCUGUGGUGACCUCUCGCAGGUCCACAGCGCCUCCGAGCCACGGCCACACCCACACCCACACUCACACUUGAACCCGCACGACGGCAGCCCGCUGCACCACCCCUCCGAACCCGACUCCCCUCUCUCUCAGGGACUCAGCACUUUACUAGGACACAAGCACUGGCACGUGGUCCAGAUUCACAGCACAUACCUAGAGAGCAACUGGCCUAUACGGUUUGCAGCCAUAGACACGGCGGGCCAGUGCAUGGCUGUAGCAGGGAGGCGGGGCCUUGCACACUACUCCUUAUGCACAAGGAAAUGGAAGCUGUUUGGGAACGUCACUCAGGAGCAGAACAUGACGGUGACAGGAGGUCUGGCUUGGUGGAAGGACUUUGUGGUGGUUGCCUGUUACAAUUUUACUGACCAGCAAGAGCAGUUGAGGCUCUAUCAACGCUCAUCAAACCUGGACAAUGCCUUUGCAUCCGUCACAAAGCUGCACUCCGACACUCUGUUGCUCAACGUCUUCAGAGAUAUGGUCAUCCUGUUCAGAGCUGACUGCUCCAUCUGCCUCUACAGCUUGGAGAGGAGGAACGACAGUCCACACCCGACAGCCAGCGUGGAGUUGUUGCAGGAGGUGUCCAUGUCUCGCUACAUCCCUCACCCGGCCCUCGUGGUGUCGGUCACACUCACCUCUGUGCGCACAGAGACUGGCAUCACAUUGAAAGCCCCGCAGCAGGCCUGCAUGGCAGAGAGCAUCAUGUUGAAUCUGGCUGGCCAGCUGAUCAUGCUGCAGAGGGACCGCUCAGGACCGCAGGUACGAGAGAAGGAGACGCCUGCUAACAACAAGAAGCUGCUACCAUUUUGUCCCCCUGUGGUGCUGGCCCAAUGUGUGGAGAAUGUGUGGACCACCUGUCGCUCCAACAAGAAGAAGCGCCACCUGCUGGAGGCCCUGUGGUUGUCCUGCGGCGAGGCCGGCAUGAAAGUCUGGCUGCCGCUGUUUCCCCGAGACCAUCGCAAGCCACACUCGUUCCUCUCCCGGCGCAUCAUGCUGCCCUUCCACAUCAACAUCUACCCACUCGCUGUGCUGUUCGAGGAUGCCCUGGUCCUCGGGGCGACCAACGAGAGCGUGCUCUAUGACGGGCUGCAGGGGUCCUCUGAGCCACUGGAGGCGCUGUUCCCGUACUGCACUGUGGAGAGGACCUCCCAAAUCUACCUCCAUCACAUCCUGCGGCAGCUGCUGGUUCGCAACUUGGGUGAACAGGCGCUGAUGCUGGCUCAGUCAUGCGCCUCCCUCCCCUACUUCCCUCACGUCAUGGAGCUGAUGGUGCACGUGGUGCUGGAGGAGGAGGCGACGUCGCGGGAGCCCAUCCCCGACCCUCUGCUGCCCACCGUGGCCAAGUUCAUCACAGAGUUCCCCCUCUUCCUCCAGACCAUCGUUCACUGCGCCAGGAAGACGGAGUACGCCCUGUGGAACUACCUGUUCGCCGCUGUGGGAAACCCCAAGGAUCUGUUUGAGGAGUGUCUCAUGGCCCAAGACCUGGACACAGCAGCUUCGUAUCUCAUCAUACUGCAGAACAUGGAGGUUCCAGCGGUGAGCAGGCAACACGCCACUCUACUCUUCAACACGGCGCUUGAGCAUGGCAAGUGGGACCUUUGCCGGCACAUGAUCCGAUUCCUCAAAGCCAUUGGCUCUGGGGAGAUGGAUACUCCGCCCCCAACACCCACCACUCAGGAACCCAGCUCAACUGGUGGAUUCGAGUUCUUCAGAAAUCGCAGCAUCAGUUUGUCACAGUCGGCAGACGCCAUCGCUACGGGCAAGUUCAACUUGCAGAAGACCUUCAGUAUGCCCUCUGGACCUCCUGUUAAAGGCCGGGACGCGGAGUGUGCAGAAAACAUGUACAUCGACAUGAUGCUGUGGCGCCACGCCCGCCAUCUCCUGGAGCAGGUGCGCCUCCGCGACCUCGGCUGCUUCUCCGCACAGCUGGGCUUUGAGCUCAUCGGUUGGUUGUGUCGCGAACGGAACCGGGUGGCGCGCGUCGAGGACUUUGUCUCCGCGCUGAAGAGGCUCCAUAAGGAUUUUCUCUGGCCCUUCCCCGUGGUUCCCGGGGGGAGCAUCAGCUCGCCUCUGAAGAACGGACGCUGUCGCACGGUGCUGAGCACGCGGCUGUUGAAGUCGCAGUCGGCCGACAGCCUGUUGAACAGCGACAUGGACACGGCGCCCCCUCAGGCGGCCCCCACCAGCCACACGUGGCUGGACGGCCUCGGGCAGACGGCCAAAGACAUGGACGCCGCCCCGUCGGCUCAUUCCAACCAACACUCGCCGCAGACACACGAUGCCUUCCUCUCCCUGCUCACCAACAAAGUGGAAGAGUACAGCGUCGGCUCCGCCACCGACUUGACGGAGACCAGCUCGGUGGUGGACGGCGACUGGACGAUGGUCGACGAGAACUCCUCCGCCCUGAGCCUGAGUCAGGCCGAGUUGGAGCACAUCUCCAUGGAGCUGGCCAACAAGGGCCCGCACAAGUCCCAGGUGCAGCUCAGGUAUCUCCUUCACGUGUUCAUGGAGGCGGGCUGUCUGGAGUGGUGCGUCGUGAUCGGUCUGAUCCUACGGGACGCCAACGUCAUCAAGCAGGUGAUCGGCUUCCUGGACAGCCCGGAGGUUCCACAGGAGACGGUGCAGAGUGUCCGCGGCGGCUUGUUGGCUAUCGACGCGUGGGUCUCUGCUGACUGCCUCGGAUACAAACCCUUCCUGAACCUGAUCCAGCCGCAGCUCCAGGACCUGAUGGACUCGGCGGCUGAGCAGGUGCAGCCCGAGGCCUUCCAGCCCUGCGGCCAGAGCUCCAAGCCCGGCGGCGGCGAAGGGCCGGGAAGCGCCGCGGCGCCCCGAGCGGAGGACGGCCGAGGAGCGACGGCUCCGCCGGGCCUGGCCCCGCCCUCCCUCGAACCCGCCGGAAGUUUCCCCCGUCCCCCCUCCGAGGACUGUCCUCCCGAACUGACGGAGGAGCAGGGGGAGGACGAGGGCGCCUACGACUGCACCUUGUCCUGAAGCCCGGCGCCUCCUCUGGACUCGGACCAUUGAACUCGUGGGAUAGAGGAGGAGGAGGAGGAGGAGGAGGAAGCAUCAACAUCAGCAGAUACAGACCCAAAAUAAACAUUAUUACUUGUGUGUGGUUGUGGGAGCCUGUGCGCGUGUGUGUGUGUGUGUGUCUGUAGACAAAGUACCUCUCCUAAAGGUUCUAAGAUUGGUCAGUAUUGUCCACUCUUCAGAUUUGCCCCUUGUUUUGACCGAGCUACCAACAGUGUGACGCACACGCACACACACACAUACACACACACACACACACGGCCAGUGACAGCAUCCAGCAUCGGUUUGUGCCGUGACACGUCACGUCGGGGUGUUUGGAAGUUGUAGACCAGCUCGGGGGAAAGCUCCAGAGGUUUUUUCUUUUUCUUUUUUAAUUCCAAGACCGAUGUUUUAUGUGCGUAGCUUUUUCCUCGCACGACUCCGAGUGCAACUGGAGACUUUGGAAUGUGGUUUUUUGUUUUCUCUCUUCGGCCAGGCCAACACCUCAAUUCUUUCCUUUGGUUCAAUGCAAACGAUGCACGGAUCAGUUCGAAGACAACAACAACAAAAACGAGUGUAUUUGCAUCGGCAUAAUGCUACAUUGCUUAGCAAAAUGAACAAAGUUUGAGUCACAUUUACAAGACGCUCUCAAUUGUGUUCGAGCGCGCAGUUCAGUUUGUGUGCUCAAGAGUUGUUUCAUACUUUCAUACCUCAGUAUGAUUUCAAAAUAUUUUUGUGAUAGCUUUUUCAAUAAUGUAACGGUGUACAAGAUAACAUUAUUUUUGUAUCAAUUAGACCUUGUCCCUCGAGUCUCCCUGUGAAAAAAGAACAAUGGUAUGAAUUCUAUGUAGUUCAUGAGAAGUGACGACCUUAAGAUUUCUAAGAAAAUGACCUCUGAGAUUAAUCCACUGUUGUGAGUGCAAACUAAUUUCCUACCGUUGAUCAACAGUAACUCUCGUAUUUUCUUUUCUUCUUUUGCGAGACUUUGCUGACGGAGACUCUGAGCCAGAAUCUGAUCUUCUUCACGUGGUCUUGAUUUUUAGGCAACAAGCAGAGCAGUGUUAAGCCUUCCCGUGGUGCGCAGAUUUAAGCCCAGGCUGUAGUGCAGUGAAGGCGCUGUUAAAAACCAAAUCGGGAUACUUUGUAUCCAGCUUUUAAACACACGUUUGGGUUCUAGCCUCCAUCUGGGAGAAAAGAAAUGUGUUUCCUAUCAUGAGCUUUGCAAAUAGCUAUUACUGUGUUAUAAGAGCUAUCCGAAGUGGUAAUGAUGUACCCAUCCCGGAUCACAACAGCAUCAGCUGAUCUCUGAUGUAAACAUCACGGCGGUAUCCUUUUUAAAGUGAGAUUGAUCGGUUCGUGGAUGAGGCUUCGUAAUGGAUCGUAACCCCAUCGCUUGAUGAGGGUCAUUAUGUAAUCCAGCUCAAUAUGCAUAUCGCAUCACCGAGUACCUAUCUGUGUGUACCACAUCGUAUUGGUGACUUUGAUCACAUGCAAACAGAUUUUUUUUUUUUAGUAUUAUAACUAUUAUUUAUUGCUGUCAUAACUGAGUGGUAAUUACUGAAUUGAUUCUCAGUUGGUUUUUAUGACUUUUCCCCCCCAUUUAGUUAAUCAAACUUGUGUAUUGGCUCUCUGCAAGCACUAAACGGUUCAUCACAGACGUGUCAGUAUUAUAUUGUGCAAUGUAUUGAAAAGUUACUCAGCUUUAUAUUCUCAUGUUAACUACUUUUCCCCUCAGCGGUUUGCUUUUACUCUUCAUGAUAGACCAAAUCGUGUUUUAUCGAUGCUUCUUUUUUCGCCUCGUCGUCAGUGUGUAAAAAAGACGACUCGGAUUGUAUAUAUUUUUUUAAAACACUCACCAUUUGAGAAAAGGGCAAAAACGACCAGUCGUCGUCGUGAAUCCCGUUGCAGACAGCCGCGUCGCUGCAAGCUUUAAUCCACUUGAAAGUGGUGACACGACGAACCAAAGAGGCCUUCUGUUUCAAACCGGGUUGCUUCAGUUAAGCUUUGGACUCCUUACGCAGAGGGGCGCCGCAUCCCUCUUCAGAAACACAACCGUCGACGCCCAAAACUAUAGUGCUGACCGAAUGACCAGACAAUUUCCUACGGAAAUGAAUAUUUCAGUUUUUGGGGUUUUUUUUUUUUUUUGUUCCCCGGUCGGUCGGGCCGGGCGCGUCUUGUGGUACUUGAUGUCGCGCCGCCUCCCAUUUGGGUACGGUUGGAGUUUUUUUUUUUGCCUUUCCUGAGUGAAGUUUUAUUUCUGGGAUGGCAGACAUGCUCCAUGCAGUGUAAAGAUGAUCUCUUGUACAUUUGCCUUUUCUACUCAUGGUUGUUUUUUUUCUACUUUUUCUUUUUCCUUGUAUAUAAAGACCAAUAAAUUAUUUUUUAAAAUGUAA